CUCACUCAGUUUAGAGUUAAGUUUGACGAGCGUGUAGGGUUCAGUAGAUUACGAUGGAUUCAGUUGACGACAUUGAAGAUUUGAUAAACUUUGAAGAUUUGUUAUCGAAGAAAUAUGCUUUCAGAAAGUGUAUAACUGUCAGGUCAAAGCGUAAAACAUUACCGGCAAAUGACAACGAAACAGCUAUUCCAAAUAAAAACAUAUUGGAAAAUGUCGUUCCGGAGACGCAGAAAAUUUUUUUGAAGACGUGGGGUUGUGCUCACAACAAUUCUGAUAGUGAAUACAUGGCUGGACAACUUGCAUCUUAUGGAUAUAACAUCACAAAAAACAAAGACGAAGCCGACCUAUGGGUACUUAAUAGCUGCACUGUAAAAAAUCCUUCAGAAGACACAUUUCGCAACGAAAUACAAGCAGCUCACUUGAUUGGCAAACACGUGGUUUUGGCCGGAUGCGUUCCGCAAGCAGCACCGAAAACUGGAUACAUGCAAGGGCUCAGUGUAGUAGGUGUACAUCAGAUAGACCGAGUAACAGAAGUAGUAGAAGAAACACUCAAAGGUCACACCAUACGUUUGCUCCAAGCCAAAAAAGUCGAUGGCAAGAAAGUUGCUGGGCCUAGCUUAGCUAUUCCAAAAAUAAGAAAAAACCCUCUCAUAGAAAUCAUACCGAUUAACACAGGUUGUCUUAAUGCAUGCACUUAUUGUAAAACUAAAUUUGCUCGAGCCAACUUAGUGAGCUAUAAAGUAGAGGAAAUAGUAGAACGAGCAGAAAAUGUCUUAAAAAAAGAAGGAGUAUGUGAAAUAUGGCUUACUUCGGAAGACACAGAACGUCUAGGACUUGGCGUUUUUGGUUCCGUUCCUUCAUGAUCGCCUUUGCGAAACCUCUUUGCAGCCACAUCAUCUGGAAACCCAAGGAAAUCCUCCUCCGAGACCAGCCUACGCUUACAGUGACUUCUGCAUGGAACCGCCACGUUUGGAGAAUUCUUAGAGUCUUUCUGGACCCUCAAUUGCGAGCGAUGCGCCUUUGUCGUUACGCUUCCAAUACAUAUCUGAAAUAUUAUAGGAGAACACUGUUUUACAAACUUUGCUUUUAUCCAUCUAGAAUCAUUUUUAUUGUUAUUAUUUUUAUACCAAAUGGUAUCUCCUAAAUUCA
Wyeomyia smithii (pitcher-plant mosquito) is the source of this 1149-nucleotide messenger RNA. RefSeq names its product threonylcarbamoyladenosine tRNA methylthiotransferase. Lineage: Eukaryota; Metazoa; Arthropoda; Insecta; Diptera; Culicidae. The transcript has 2 exons. Gene Ontology annotation, cellular component: endoplasmic reticulum. Gene Ontology annotation, molecular function: tRNA (N(6)-L-threonylcarbamoyladenosine(37)-C(2))-methylthiotransferase activity; 4 iron, 4 sulfur cluster binding. The coding region runs from base 54 to 863 and encodes 269 amino acids. The record is from RefSeq and is a predicted model, not a curated record. Gene Ontology annotation, biological process: tRNA methylthiolation.